GCCCGUGAUGCUGUGCCCCUUCCGUCGCUCCGCGGAAAAGAACGAUCGGAACAACAAAACUGUGGAACACGAUGUACGAUACUAGUUGUUGUAUCUAAUCUCAGCGACGUCGAAGAAGCGUCCGGCAGAGUGCAACGAGAGUAAAUAUUGUAACAGAAGGGGGAACUUUCGGUGUAUCGAUGGUCGGCUAUUAAUACUGUACGGUUCUUAGUGCUACACGCAGCAUCGGCUGUCUUCGAUAAAUAAUAAACGGUGUUUUCCAUUACGUGCGCCCGAUUGUCGUGAAUUCGAACGAAAUCGGCGGUAAGAUUGUCGCGGCGAUAGUCCUCGAUCUAUCGACGUAAACGAGAAAACAUGAUCGUCGUCGCGUUAUUUUUCGCGUUCAGCGUUCUCGCCGCGACUGGCCAGGGGUACGAUGAUCAGUGUCAGUGGAGAACGGACGAGCAACUUAUCUGGGAAUACGACGUCAGAAGAUCUUACAGGAUCGGCGGAUACCAAGAAGUCGAGGCGGAGUACGGGCCGGCGAACGUGACGAUCACGUGCAUAGGAGUGGACUCUUUGUCCGACGAGAACAACGGAGCCAUGUGGGUUACUUCCGGUGGGAUAGGAUACAACUUCAUCAGGAUUAAGUUCAGAUCGAAGUACUCCAGAGGACUUCGUUAUCGAGUCUACGUUUACGGGAAACCGUACUGAAAAGACCACGGCAGCUUUUAUUUAUUUACGCACGGCAAUUAUGUAUGAUUGUACUUCAAUGAAUGUACGUUAAUAAAUUUUUACCAAACUUCGACCAUCUUGGAAAUUUUA
Messenger RNA from Colletes gigas, 804 nucleotides. RefSeq lists its product as uncharacterized. The record is from RefSeq and is a predicted model, not a curated record. Lineage: Eukaryota; Metazoa; Arthropoda; Insecta; Hymenoptera; Colletidae. The coding region runs from base 355 to 693 and encodes 112 amino acids. The transcript has 2 exons.